Molecule: messenger RNA, 1289 nt
Organism: Tigriopus californicus
Lineage: Eukaryota; Metazoa; Arthropoda; Copepoda; Harpacticoida; Harpacticidae
Product: transmembrane protein 267-like
Exons: 2
Coding region: 339-1064 (241 amino acids)
Source: RefSeq, a predicted model, not a curated record
CGUCUCCUCGCUCCCUUACUUUCAGAUUUCGUCUCUAGAUAGACUCUACACCCAUACGUCCUUACGUCCUUACGUCCUUACGUCCGUACGUCCGUACGUCCGUCCAUAGCGAGGCACAAGAGAAGCUGGGCAGCUCUGCUCAGCUCUGCUCUGUCUGCUCUGUCGACUCUGUCCGUAUUUGUGUGCUUGUGGUGUGUCAGGAACGUUGUUGGUACACAAUCAUCGGAGCCUCUAUCGACGUAUGUACGUCGAAUGCACAUCACCUUGGGUGUCCCUCAAUAAGAAGGAGGCAAACACCCCAUUCGGUGGGGCAGGAGGAGGACUCAUCGGUUUUCAUCAUGCUAAGUCUGUGGGUCAUCGGCAUCACCUUUGUCAACACGCUCUUGUUGGCCUUGAUCUGUCUGAGCGGCGAUUGGCUCUGCGGUCUCCAGUCCGUCAAAGGCCAUCCCUGGUCAGCCGCAUUGGUGGAUAAUGGCGUCCACGCCGUGAUUGGCUGGGCCUCGUGGGCUCUGAUUCUCCUGGGCUCCACCACUUCCGUUCACCGGGUCCUGGAUCUGCUUUCCUCCACCGCUUACAGCCGCAUUCAUCUCUGGAAGUUCUACGAAAUUGGCUUGUGCGGACUCAUUGCCAGUUUGGUCGACUUGGAUCACUUCGUUGAAGCCCGAUCCUGGCACAUUGAGAAAGCCACCAAACUGAAUCACCGGCCUUUCCUCCACAAUUCCGGGAUCCCCAUUCUGGUCCUGCUGUUCUGUCUGCUUUUUGGAGCCCUAUUUUCCAACGUGUUCGUGGAGCGGGCGGGAUUCAUCGUGUUUGUGGCCAUGAUGAGUCAUCACUUGCGUGACGCCUGGCGGCGUGGUCUAUGGUUACCGCUCAUUGGGGAUGCCAUUCCCAUCCCAUAUUCAUUUUACAUCCUUCUGGUGUGUGUGAUGCCCAAUUUCAUUCGAUUGUACUUCAUGUGGCGCGGAUUCUACUUUGAGAAAGCGUUAUCCAGUUUUGGACACGAGGACACCAACAGCACUGCAUCACUCAACAUCAUGAAUAACUCGACCUAUCAGGAUGUUUAAGACAUCCCUUGAUUUGAGGCCUUUUCAUCUCAUAUUCCUCUCUUCCGGAGAAUUUCAAUGCCACUGUGAUAUCUUGACCUUGUGUAUGUCUACGUACUUAAAAAUGGGAACUUACCCUACUUACGGAGCUUGGAACCACAUUCUCUUUUCCACCUCAAUAUUUCAUGCUCCAUUUCGCGAGCCAGUUCAAUGUAUACUAACUCUAAAUAUAUCCAGUUCUAAGGA